This is a messenger RNA of Chaetomium globosum CBS 148.51, 312 nucleotides long. RefSeq lists its product as uncharacterized. The record is from RefSeq and is a predicted model, not a curated record. The coding region runs from base 1 to 312 and encodes 103 amino acids. Lineage: Eukaryota; Fungi; Ascomycota; Sordariomycetes; Sordariales; Chaetomiaceae. The transcript has a single exon.
AUGGAGGCUCAAGUCAUGGUGAUCUUGCCCCAUGUCGGCCGAGCCGCACCGUGGGGACUUUAUUUGCUAGGUGCGAGCCGGCGGGUAGGGAAUGGACUUGUUGGGAGACUUGGAGUCAUUCCUGCAGAUGGCUGCCUAAGUUUGCCUGCACCUCGCCUUGAAAAGCUCAUGAUCGCUCGACCGGGGACGGUAGGGAAUUCGGAAUCGUCAAGAGUUGAGCCGCAUCGUGGAGAAGCGAGGAGUGUUGGCCGUGGACGUGGUCUGUCAAUGUGGCCCGGCUGUCACGGCCUCACGGUUGUCGCUCCUUCUUGA